CCCUCAGAUUGGACAUUCUUCCGAGGACAUUGUUAUAAAUACAGCAGAGAAGUAAGGAAAAUCUGGGAAGAAGCUGAAGCUGCAUGCGUUGCUGAUAAAGGUCAUCUUGUGGAUAUAAACAGUGUUGGGGAAAAUGAAUUCCUUGUGAAUCUUAUGAAUGCGGUUUUGGUAUAUAUAUCUGAUGCUUGGAUUGGGUUGAAUGACAGAGAAAUCAAUAACACCUAUGUAUGGGUAUCAACUGGAAAAAAUGUUACAUAUACGAACUGGGGUCAAUACCAACCUGACGACGUUGUUUGGGCACACGCCUGUGUACUAAUGGACAAACGUAAAGGACAAUGGGACGAUAAGCGAUGCUCCUAUUCUAGACCCUAUAUAUGCAAGAAAGACAAGGCUUCUCCUAAGCCCACCAGCAUGACAAGAGCUAAGGAAUGGAGCCCUGAGGUAGAGGAAGCAUGGAGAUUCCAGCUUGCGGGGUACCGAGAUGAAUUAGAUUACAAAAAUGCGAAAAAUCCUGAAGGGGCAGAGAGAUGGCCACAGAAUGGAUAUGUGAAGAAGUUGCAAGGAAGAGAUGGACAAUGGUACUACUAUAACAAAGGGAGAGAACUCAUGGACAAAGAUAUACCAAAAUGCAUACUUUAUGUCUACUGAAUCUCAUUAAAGACACUUUUUCAGUCAUGAUCACUUGCCAUUUUGUUAAUGUGUGUCUUAAGUAUUAGAUAAAGGAAAUAGCUCGAUUCUGUUUUGUUCAUUUCGAAGAGAAAAAUCAAAAUAGGGAGGAAGAAAAUUGAUGAUAUGUGAAUGCAUAACUUGAUAAUAUUACUUACAAAUAGCAUUAUCUAAUUACUAUGAUAGAAGGGAGAAAAAGCAAUAUAUAGACAAGUCUUUUAAAGGGGUAUCAAAAGAUAUAAGAAAAUAUAAAUCAGUGUAAUAUAAUUUGAGCUGCGCCAUGAGAAAACCAACAGUGCAUUUGCGACCAGCAU
Molecule: messenger RNA, 980 nt
Organism: Mercenaria mercenaria
Lineage: Eukaryota; Metazoa; Mollusca; Bivalvia; Venerida; Veneridae
Product: meiosis expressed gene 1 protein homolog
Exons: 5
Coding region: 154-648 (164 amino acids)
Cellular component (GO): nucleus
Source: RefSeq, a predicted model, not a curated record